Messenger RNA from Pomacea canaliculata, 2889 nucleotides. Its product is annotated as HIV Tat-specific factor 1-like. Lineage: Eukaryota; Metazoa; Mollusca; Gastropoda; Architaenioglossa; Ampullariidae. Gene Ontology annotation, cellular component: U2 snRNP; U2-type spliceosomal complex. The record is from RefSeq and is a predicted model, not a curated record. Gene Ontology annotation, molecular function: RNA binding. Gene Ontology annotation, biological process: mRNA splicing, via spliceosome.
GUUUCUACACAGUGCAUGGGAUUCUUCAAAUAAAUUUUCUCUGUUGUGUGCCACCGUGUUUAUUCUGAUUUCUUUUCCGCAAAAUUAUGGAUCGUUGUUUUAAUGAACCCCAGUUCAAGGGAAAUAAUCAACAAAGGACAUCAUCCGUACAGUUGAACAACGAGGACUAAAGCGUCCGUCUGUCGAUCAUGGCUGAAGAAAUUGAUUUCGAGGAGCAGUUGGAGCAAGAAAAAAGGCAACAGGCGGAGGAAGAGGAGAAGGAAGCAGCCACUAUUGGUCUAAGCUAUACUGAUAGCGAUGGAACUAUCAUGGAAUGGGAUCCUAUCAAAAGGGCAUUUUUUCCAAAAAUUGACAUGGACUUCAUUGCAAGGUAUCAGAUGAAUUAUGGCAUUGACAACGUGAGACCAACAAGGAGGGUGCUACAGGAUAUGAGAAAAAGCUUUCAGCAAAGUAAUACAGGCACUGACGGGGAAUUUAACUAUCAAGCAUAUUAUUCCUACUACCAUGGGGGCGAUAACAAAAGAUCUUUGCAGAAUCUGGGCAAUGAGCAGAAACAAAGCAUUGAGGAUGAAGAAGAAGAGGACGAAGAUACAGUAAAUGCAGAUGAAUCGACUGAGAAGAAAGGCAAACAAAAAAAGAAAGGAAAAGAUAAAGGUGAUGGAAAACGCAAACUACCAGAAGAGGCACCAUCCUGGUUUGACGUGGACUCAGAAAAGUCAACACAUGUAUAUGUGUCGGGUUUGCCGUCGGACAUCACGGAAGACGAAUUCAAGGAAAUGAUGAGCAAAUAUGGUCUUAUUAUGUUUGAUCCAAUUACACACAAGCCUAAACUAAAGCUCUACACUGGCCCAAAUGGCACACCAAAAGGAGAUGGCUUAUGUUGUUACAUAAAGCAAGAAUCUGUUGAUCUUGCCCUGAAACUUUUGGAUGGAUACCAGCUUCGAGACAGCACCAUCUCAGUAGAGAGAGCUAAAUUCCAGCUCAAGGGAGAAUAUGAUCCAAAUAAAAAGAAGAAAAAACUCAGUAACAAAAUGAAGAGGAAACUAAAAGAAAAGCAACAAAAGUUGUUUGACUGGAGACCAGACAUUGCACCAGGUACAAGGCUUCGUCAUGAGCGCAUUGUUAUUCUGAAGCACAUGUUUGAUGUGAAAGAGUUUGAGGAUGACCCUGCAUUGAUCAAUGAGCUUAAAGAAGAUGUUCAGAGUGAAUGUGCCAAGUUUGGUGAAGUACGCAAAGUGCAGGUGUACGAUCGUCACAAAGAUGGUGUGAUAUCUGUCACUUUCAAGACUCCCGAAGAAGCUGAUGUAUGUGUUGCGGCCAUGAAAGGACGGUGGUUUGCCAAGAGACAAAUUGUAGCUGAAACAUAUGAUGGAAAAACAAACUAUGAUGUUCAUGAAACAGAUGCUGAAAAGGAGGAGCGUCUGCAACACUGGGAAUCAUUCCUGGAAGUUGGUAGCAGCAAAGCUAAAGUUACUGGUGCUAAGGAGAACAAACCUGUUGCAGUUGGUGGGCAGAGUUUAUCUACAGAAGCUGGGAGUGCAGCUUCACAAGCCAUUGUGGGAGCUCCUGAGAGUGCUCAUUCCGCAGCUUCAGCCAGGGACAGUAACUCUGUACCUUGAAUGUGGAGGCAGGGGCUGGCUGUCCAGAUUCUGCAAGUGCUGCAGCAGUUAGAUGGGUGUCUUCAUUCUAGAAGAAUCAACGGUUUUGCAGUUAUACUUUCAAGAUCUGUGGUGGGAUGGUCCUAUCAGACUAACACAUUCUGCCUUAUGUUUUUCUCUGCUGUGUACCAUGUUUGUAUCAGUAGAUGAGGUCUGACUGGGCUGUAGUCACUUCAAGCAGAGCUUCCAGGAUUUUAGUGCCAAUAUGACUUCAUAGUUUUAGGCAGUUGUUUAGUCAGGCAAGUGUUGUGAAUGUAUCAUUGUAACACCUCCAAUAUUGUCAUUUCCAUAUUCAGCCUGUGGAAACAUUAGUUUACAUUUUCUUCUCAGUCAUGCUUUUUUUCCCCCAAGAAAGAGGAAAAUAUGUGGCUUUUUGCAUGCAGACAGUGUACUUUAAAUGCUGAGCUGAAUAAUAGUCGGCCAGGUAAUGCUUACAUCAACAAGUUUGCUUGUAUUGUCAAAGUAGCAUAAAAACAUAGAAUGAAAUUUUAUUGACAAAUGCGAAGAAGUCUAAUGGAGUUUAGAGGCUGAUUAGUGUGGAGACUAUUUAUUUUAUUUCUAAAAUAAAAAUCUUUUAAACUUAUGAAAUCUUUUGCUGGCUGACAGACCUAGGUAAUGUGUUUGUAAUGAUGAGCUAGCAGCACAUUGGUGUUUCAGUGCACAGCACCUACCACCAUUUAUAGUGGAUCAUCACUAAAAUUUUGUCCCUUUAUUUUACUUGGAAAGUUCUGCAUUGUUUGCCAGGUUGCUUUAUCAGUUUCAGUCUGAAUUCCAGCAUAUUAGCUUCAAUUUAGAAUGUCUCUUGCAACCACUCAUUUCAACAUACAACAUAAUUGAAAAUUGAUUUUUUUUCAGGAUUACUCUGGGUAUAUAUAAUCAAACUGAUCAAUCAAUGUAUCUUGUUACAAACACAAAUGCAACUGCCUCUUGACAAACAUGAAUGUUACAAAUAUUUGUAAAAUGAUGUUUACUUGAAAAACAGGAGGGUAAAAACUAGUUUAGAUAUGAGAAAAAAUUGUUAUUACAGGGUAAAAUUUAAGGCUCCUUGGCUAUGCAGAGGAACACUGGUGACGUGGAAGUGACCAAAGCUGAACAGAAAACGAGAAAGGUGUGUGUGUAUUUGAAGUAAAGUGCAAAUACAUCAAUAACAUAUCCUAGCAUUGGACCACUGUCAGAUCCUAAACCACUGCUGUAAGCAACUAAUCCAAAUUAAACAAAAUUUUAUUAUUGA